AUGACGCCAUUGGGGAGUGACGUCCCUGCGUACCCGAAUCACCCAGAUCUUCAGAUUAGCAGUCUGAGAUCUGUAGAAUAUGAUGCUCCUGUAACAAGAAGCGGAAAUCAGGGCGGUAGUGGACAGCGGGCUGGUCCACUUCGGAGCCGUCUGGAGGUAGAGCCCGAUGGGGUCAGCUGUGGUGCGAGCGGCGCAGCCCCCCGAGAAGGUACCGUAAGUCAUGGCCUCGAUUCAGGGAAUGCUGAAGGAAACCCCAGUUUGGAUGAGAGAGAAUCUCAUCCCACUGGUGCUCCAAAUAGACGAGACGCGAGAACGCGAUGGACUCAGGAAGACAACAUCCUUUUAAUGCGCGUUCAUUAUAUAGCUAAAGAAAUGCAACCAACAACUGGCAGAUCAUACAGAGAGUUACUCACCGAAAUAUGGAACGACAUCAACCCACACAGACCAUCAUACGCGAACUUACUAUCAAAUCGAGUCAGGUGGCUUUUCGAAAGGGAAAAGUUCACAACAACAGAGCUACACACAAUUGCGCAAAGCUUUAUACCACGUGGAGCUCCAAUAACGGAAGAUAUUGCUGAGGAAGCACAGGAGAAUGCUAGAUCACACACACGUAUGAGCCUCCAACCAUCUAGACUAGAGCGUGAAUACUAUCGGAACCUCCAAUGUUACUCCGGAUUAUCUUCCAGUAAAAGACCAAAAAUACCGAGAAUGAAGCAAUCAAGAGAAAUGCUAGACUGUGUACAGAGAGUGAACAGAACAAUGGAAAGAUAUACAGGAGCUUCCGCAACACUGAGAGAAAUGGUGGAUUGCGUAUACGCUGGAGCGGUCACGGUCUGCGGGGAACUUAAAAUAAACAUAGGCGAGGGUCACACAACUUACAGUCAAGAACAAACACCGCCUUGGAAAUUGAGACUAGAAAAGAAAAUUAAAGUCAUGAGAAAGAAAAUUGGCACCCUACAUACUUACCUUAAUACUAACACACCAACCAACAAGAUCUUGAGAAAAAUACGGCAAAUCGCCUCGGAAUCACGCAUCAGAACCAACAGCUCGAUCCAACUACUCAAAGAGAAACUGAUAGUGGUAUCCGACCAACUGAAACAAAAAAUAAAAGCAUUAGGCAACCGCAUUAAACGUUACAAUGAAAGGGUAAAGAGGUACAGAAACAACCAUCUGUAUUAUAAAAAUCCAAAAGAGUUCUACCGCAGUCUUGACAGCCAAAAGACAUCAGAAGGUGUAUACCCAAGGAAGGAGGAGAUGUUCGAGGAAUGGAAGGGAAUAUGGGAGCGGAGGGAAACUCAUGAAGAUGGGGCCUUCUGGAUAAAGGACGCAGAAAAGGAAACUGAAAACUACGCUAUGGAAGAUCUGAAGAUUAUGGAGGAAGACAUCAAAAAUGUUUUAAAGAAGGCGAACAAUUGGGCUUCUCCUGGAUCUGAUAAAAUCCACAAUUACUGGUGGAAAAACUUCACCGUUACACACAGUAAACUGGCCGAAUUCUUCCAGAGAGCGCUGACAGAGCCCUCCAUCAUUCCAGAGUUCUUUACUCUGGGGGUGACCCACAUGCUCCCCAAGGGCCACAUCAGUCCGGACCCCAGGGCAUAUAGACCAAUUACAUGUCUACCAACGGUGUACAAAAUCCUUACAGGUAUAAUCACCAAACACCUAUGGAGCCAUGUAAGCAAACACAAGAUCCUUGCAAAAGAACAGAAUGGCUGCAGAAGGGAUGCCCAGGGCUGCAAGGAACUUUUGACAGUUGACCACCUAAUAACGAAGCAAGCGAGAAAGAAGUCGAGAAACAUCUCGGUAGCUUGGAUCGACUACAAGAAGGCCUUCGACUCGAUCCCGCACUCUUGGCUUCUCAAAGUUCUUAAACUCUACGGUGUAUCUAAGAAUAUUGUCAUCCUACUGGAACACUUGAUGACCACCUGGAGAACAAACCUAAUAAUCGGCUCAGAUACAACACCUGAAAUAAGAAUAUCAACAGGUAUCUUCCAAGGCGACAAACUAAGUACGCUGUGGUUUUGUCUUGCCUUAAACCCCCUCAGUAAGCUCCUGAACAACAACCGAUACGGAUAUCUUGUGGACACCAGGUCAAAUGUUAAAAUCAAUCAUCAACUGUAUAUAGAUGACCUGAAAUUGUACGCUGCGAAUGAGGAACAGUUGAGAAGUCUCCUCAGGAUUGUAAUAUCAUACACAAAAGACAUUAGGAUGGAAAUGGGGUUGGAUAAAUGCGCCAUAAUACAUGUGAAGAGAGGGAAGCUGGCACAGGGAGGGGAAAUAUUUGUUGAGAAUGAUUUGGCUAUACAAGAACUGAGCCAAGGAGAAACUUAUAAGUACCUUGGUAUCCAGCAAGCGCUGGAAAUAAGAACAUCUCACCAAAAAGAAGCCUUCAAGAAUAAAUUUUUUGAUAGAGUCAGGAAAAUUCUCCGCAGCAAACUAAACUCCAAGGCUAUGUUCACAGCACUGAAUACGUGGGCUCUUCCCAGUUUAGCCUAUUCCUUCGGUGUAUUGAGCUGGUCAAGUACAGACCUAAAGGCCAUUGACACAAAGGUGCGAGUACUGCUGACCAAAUAUGGCAUCCACCAUCCACACGCAUCGGUAAAUAGACUUUAUGUACCUAGGCACCAGGGAGGCAGAGGCCUGCAAAAUGUAGAGAUGGCCCAUAACAAGGCGGUAAAUGAAUUAAGGAAAUAUUUUCAUUCCAAAACCUCACCGUUCUUUCAGUCAAUCUGCCAAGAGGAUCAUGAGAUCACGGCCCUCAACCUGGCAUGCAGAAACAGUCCACCACAAACACCAACCCCUGACCAACUAUUGGAGGAAUGGCACGGUAAACCCCUACAUGGUAGGUAUCCAGAAGCUCUGAAAGAGAGAAGAGUUAAUAAAGAUCUAUCACUCACCUACCUCAAAUGUGGAUACCUGUUCCCGGAAACCGAGGGACGUCUCACUGCGAUACAGGAUCAGGUCGUACCAACGAGAGCAUAUCUGAUGCACAUUGCAAAGAAGAACAUGCCAACCGAUAGAUGCCGAAAAUGCUCUCAGGCAACAGAAUCCAUACAGCAUAUAACAUCUUCUUGCUCCAUAUUAGCACCUCGCGAAUACACUAGUCGGCACAAUGCUAUGGCGAAGGUCUUUCAUCAGGCUAUUGCUGCAAAAAUAGGGCUCAUAACCACCACUCGAAGGGUGCACGAAUACUUACCCAAGACGAUCCUGGAAAAUGACGGCUUCAAACUUUACUGGGACAAUCCCAUGAUAACGGAUAGAGCAGUGCAGCACAACAGGCCCGACAUCGUGAUUUUCGAUAAAAUAAACAAGAAGGUAACCAUCAUCGAUGUAACGGUUCCGGCAGACGACAACAUCACAAAAGCCUACACUGAAAAACUCACAAAAUACCACGACUUGGCUUUCGAAAUGAAAGAAAUAUACCAACUGAAAAUGGUCAAAAUUCUUCCUCUAGUAAUCUCUACAAACGGACUAGUUGAAAGCCACCUGGUAGAGAACACAGAAUUCUUGGAACUGAAUCAAGAUCUGAUAAGUAAGGUACAGAAGGAGGUAAUACUCUGGACAGCGAGGAUAGUCCGCAUGUUUCUUACGGCUACAUAG
Coccinella septempunctata (seven-spotted ladybird) is the source of this 3597-nucleotide messenger RNA. RefSeq lists its product as uncharacterized. Bases 1 to 3597 code for a protein of 1198 amino acids. NCBI's taxonomy places the organism in Eukaryota, Metazoa, Arthropoda, Insecta, Coleoptera, Coccinellidae. The record is from RefSeq and is a predicted model, not a curated record. The transcript has a single exon.